AUGUCCUCCAAGACCCCCGUCCUUACCGACAAGGCUCCCAAGCCCCUUCCCGGGAUCUACUCCCAGGCUAUCAUCGCCAAUGGCGUCGUCUACUGCUCCGGCGCUGUAGGUCUGGACCCUGCCACUGGCCAGUUGGUUGAUGGUGAUGUCAAGGCCCGCACUGUAAGAGACCAGGAAACACCGAUCGACCCUAUUCAAUCUGCUAAUACCUCCACCAUCCAACAGCACCAAUGCAUCAAGAAUCUAACCCACAUCCUCGAGGAAGCCGGUACCAACAUCGACAAGGUCGUCAAGGUCAAUGUGUUCUUGUCCAACAUGGAUGAUUUCGCCGAUAUGAACUCCGUUUACGUGCAGUACUGGGGUGAUGUGAAGCCCUGCCGAACGUGA
Molecule: messenger RNA, 387 nt
Organism: Penicillium egyptiacum
Lineage: Eukaryota; Fungi; Ascomycota; Eurotiomycetes; Eurotiales; Aspergillaceae
Source: the annotation of a GenBank genome assembly